Molecule: messenger RNA, 2074 nt
Organism: Cryptococcus amylolentus CBS 6039
Lineage: Eukaryota; Fungi; Basidiomycota; Tremellomycetes; Tremellales; Cryptococcaceae
Exons: 3
Coding region: 76-1821 (581 amino acids)
Source: RefSeq, a predicted model, not a curated record
CUGCCUUUUGACUGUCCUCCCCCGAAAGAAUUCGUCCCACAAGCGUCAGCCUCUCCUCAGCAUCUUCUCGCACCAAUGGCCGCGCCAAAUUACGCCUCUCGCGCUGGGCCACCUGCGCCUGUCGCCUAUCCUAUCGCCUCCCCUAUCGCCGCUCUCAACCCGCUAUUGGACUUUCCACAGUCACUACGUCCCCGUUCCAACCCCCAUACUGCUGCCUCUGAUCCUCUCGAUACCAGCUUGGCCGCCGACUCCGCCGACAGUGGCAUCGCCACCGGGGCUUGGAACGUGCUUCCCACCUCCGAGCUUGGCCACCCUGCCAAUCGCGACAAGCCCUACCCUCUCACUCUUGUCCCGUUCGAUAUCGCAAACCCUCCCCAGCACGAACAAACUCUGAUCAUCAGACCCUACGACGACAUCGUCUCUCGGUACAAGCUGAGGGACUACUGGGUCGAAGAGUACGAGGCGGGGGGAAUCGGAGAGGGAGUACAGUACGAGGACAGAUUCGUUCUUCCGUAUCUGCAUAGCUUUUACCAAGAUCUCCAAGCUCUCAAAGGUCUGAAGGCUCGCCGAGGCGAACGUCUACAGAUCUUCCCGACGACUUUCACGACCUCGGUUCGGCUGGACCUGGACAUUUGCAUGCGACCGCAAGAUACGGUCAAAGAUACGUUGGAUGGUAAUGAUGUGGAAGCGAAGGGAGCAAGGAAGAGAAUAUGGAAAGAGGAGUCUGCCUCUAUAGUAACCUCUACCACCGCCGAAUCCCGUAUGCCAGACGUUGGUUUGGUCGGCUAUCACCUCGAGCAGAUCGCAGACCAAACAUCUCAAAAGACACCAGGAGAAGAGCCGUCUACGAAACGAUCAUCAAUGGCACAGAUUUCGACAGGGCGCAGUGAGCGAAAAUUCAUCCUCUACUCAAUCAACCAAAUCAAAUGGUCGCCCAUGGUCGAGAAUGUGCGCGACGAGGCAGAGAGACGCCAUUUGGAUGACAUCAACCUCCGCUAUGCCCGCCUAGAUGCUCUUUUCCAGACUCUCUAUCACCUCCACAACGCCUACCGAGUAGCCGGAUGUCGCUUGGCGAUCGCUUGGGCAAACGAGUUCUUCACUCGCAUGGUCAAUGUGACAGGCAAGUGCGGUCCGCAGAGAAUCCUCGUUGAAGCUUCGCCCAAGUCCAUCUCAAUGGCAUCAAAGAGGCUACCCAACUGCGCUGCAGAAGGCCUGAGCCUUGAUGAUCUCGCCACCUUGGUUCAUGAUGACGAUUGGGAGGCACCCAACGCUCUCAUUCGAGACCACGACAACUGGCACUACAACGAAGAAGCCAAAUACCGCCUGGACGCGACCGUCCUGAUGACUCUGGCUAUCGCUACUCGUGCGACGCUUGGUGACGUCGUUGCUUCAGGUGGAUGGAAAAGAGGAAGAGAGGUUGAUCACGACGAGUACCAAGAGUCGCCUUUGCCCUCCAAACGGCCGAGAUAUGCUAAGCAGGGUGUGGACGAUGACGGCUUUGUUGGGUCCGUCAAUGAUGUUGCCUACCUACCUACUCAACCUGAAUCUGGGAACAUUCUGCGACCCCCCUCACGUCCUGCUUCAUCACCUUCUGUCGCCUCCUCUGCGUUGUCACCCAACAAAACGGACGGCACGGCCAGCGUGAUCGAUGAGGCUUUACUCGAACUCGAAUUUCCCUCUGAAGAUUGGUCGCAUGGUGACUAUGCCGAUGCUCUGGGAAAGACAGGGACAAAGGUGGUGCUCGUCGACCCGCAACAGAUGGAUGUGCUGCUGGCGCGGGCCGCCGGACAGGGAUGGGCCGAGGCGCUCAAGACGCAAUAGCCUGCGCACUCUGUUGCGAAUCUCUCACGGGAAGGUCAUGGAGUACUCGCGGUACGCCGUGGGAAUUGUUGUAAAAAGAAGGCGGAUUCUUCCAGAAUUGUGUAAACAGAGUGGAGAAGAGGUGCAGUUGUAGGGAGUUAGCAAAGAUUGUGCAUGAUAAGACGGCGUAGAUGGGGUCAUUCUCUGUUGAGGGGUUUUCCUUGUCUAUUCUCAGCCCUGUAUAUUUGUAACAUGCAGCCAGAUCACAAUUGAA